UUUACUUUUUUUUUUCAGUAGAGACACUAGAGAGAGAGAGAGCUUGAACACACGAAGAAACAACCAUGGCGGGAAUCGAUACGCAGAAGCAGCUUCUCUCUCUGAUCCGCGAUUUCACCUCUGAACGAUCUCGUGGAGAGCAAAGAGUUGUUGGAUUGAAGAAACGAAUCGAGGUUUUACAAUCGGAAGUUGAAGCAUCGAAUUCAGAAGUUGAGCAUGCGAAGCGUAUCAAAGAAGUCGCGGAAGAGGAGCUUAACGGAUACGAAGUUGAAUUGUCUUUGAACGAUACUACGAUUCAAUCUCUGGAGGCAAGGAUUGGUCUUCUUCAGGAUGAAGUUUCUACUAUUGGCAGUGAGAUUGAUGCUCUUAAGGUCUGGGCUACACAUUGUUUAUUUGAGUUUAAGUCAUUGUGUGGUUUGAUUUCUUCGUUUGAUAUUCUGGAGUUUUUGUGGGGUGACUUGAUGGUUUGGGGAAUAAAGAACAAGGAAGGAUUACUCAGAGAUCAGUUUAUAAGCCAAAUGGAAGAGCUGAACAAGGAAAUAAGGGAGUUCCAGAGAACAGUAGAAUCGAGUUUGAGCAAUGAUGAUAGUACUGGCGUAACAGCAACUUUUGAGGAUGGUCACGGAGCUGAUUCAAAAGCUAUAAAGAAUAUGCUAUCUGAUGUAAAUUCUCAAUUAGCAAAAGAGGAAGACGGAUACCUGGCUGAGCAGAAGAUACAACAACAGCUGCAGAAGGAGCUUGAUGAGUAUGAGAAGAAAAUGUCACUCAUGGAGUCCAUAAUAGAGAAAACAAAUUCAGUUCAAGUUCUUGCUGAGCAGAUAUCUGAGUUGGAACAGAUAUUGGCUUCACUCGGGGAGGAGCUGCAAAAGAGAUGCCGAUGCCAACAGUGCCAAGCAGAAAAUUUGGAAGUUUUGAGCGUGCUUCUUCAGGGAGAUCAAGACAUGGAAGUAUCUUAAUUAAAGCCACUCUUCACUUGUGGAAAUAUUGAUACACUCAAGGCUCAAGAUGGUAAGACACUCUUCACCUCUCAAAAUUUGAGAAACCAUUUUCCUAGAAAUUUUACUAAAUUUGCAAUGAUGAAGCAAACAAAUACUAGUCCCUAGCUAGUAUCUUUAACACUGAUCACGUUCUUCCGUCUUAAAAGGUAUGUACGCAAUGAACCACAGUUUUCUUUACAUUGACAACUACCAAAACCAAUGAUAAAUUGUCUCAUAACUUGAGAUUCAUCCACUCAUCAUAUAAAGCCCAUUCAAGACUAUCAAAGUUAGAACUUCCUCCCUACAUUCCAAGUCCUUGAUGAGUUACGAUUUUUCGAUUAGGAUGGAACGAACAACAGUUCAACUGCCAAAUGUACAACUUUUUUUUUUUUUGUUUGGUGCAAAACUUAUAACCACUUAAACAGUCAAUUAAAUCACUUUUUCACUCAA
Messenger RNA from Camelina sativa (false flax), 1427 nucleotides. Lineage: Eukaryota; Viridiplantae; Streptophyta; Magnoliopsida; Brassicales; Brassicaceae. The record is from RefSeq and is a predicted model, not a curated record.